GUAAUUUUUUAAUCUCAGCUUUUCAGCGAUUUAAAGGAGUUUCUUUUUCAAUUGUCCUUCUUUUCCUCCUCUUUAUCAUACAUUAAGAUGCCUUCACUCGAUUUUAGUCCAGAAAGGCCAUUUGGGGUUUAUUUAUUUGACUACUUUAACAAAUUUUACACAUUUAUUGUGGGAAGUCCAGCCACAGAAUUCCACUUUAUCGAAGGUGUUACGCCCCUCUCCACUUUACAAGAAGUUAUUAUUGGAUGCAUUACCUAUCUUGUUGUAAUUUUCGGUGGUCAAUAUUUGCUUACAAACGCGUCUCCAAUGAAGCUGAAAUUUCUUAAUCAAGUUCACAACCUCUUCUUGACGGUGAUUUCCUUCAUUCUUUUGCUUUUGACGAUUGAGCAACUCUUUCCCAAGCUAUAUUAUCACGGUUUGUAUUAUACUAUCUGUUCUGAAGAAGCUUGGACACAAAAAUUGGAGUUAUUGUACUAUCUCAACUAUUUGGUCAAGUACUAUGAGCUUAUUGACACUGUAUUCUUGGUGUUGAAGAAGAAGAAGCUUGAAUUUUUGCACUAUUUCCAUCACAGUAUGACCAUGGCGUUGUGUUACACUCAGCUGGUUGGCAGAACCACUGUUUCCUGGGUUCCUAUCACACUCAACUUGACUGUUCACGUCUUGAUGUACUAUUACUAUUUCCGCACUGCUUCCGGUGCUAAAGUUUGGUGGAAAAAGUACCUUACAACCAUGCAAAUUAUUCAAUUUGUCAUCGAUCUUAUUGUCAUCUAUUCGUGUACCUAUUCGUACUAUGCUUACACCUACACCAACAGCGCUUUCCCCAAUUUUGGUACCUGUGCUGGAACAGAAAGCGCUGCCGCUUUUGGUUGUGCCAUUCUAACAUCCUAUCUUUUAUUGUUCAUCAACUUUUACAGAAUUACAUACAAAAAGAAGAAUGCUGUUCCUAGUAAAGCACCUGCAGCAAAGGUUGACACUGUCAAAAAGAGCAAAAAGAUCUAAUAUAUUUGUGAAUACGCUUUCUUUUUUUUUUUCUUUUCUUAGAUGUAGAUUUUUCUUUCAAAAAAAUAAAUAACAAAUAAAUACCAAAGCAUUUAUAUUAUCUUUUCUACUUUGUCAUUGUCGGUUUCUGCCUCCGGAU
This is a messenger RNA of Rhizopus microsporus ATCC 52813, 1138 nucleotides long. Its product is annotated as GNS1/SUR4 membrane protein. Gene Ontology annotation, biological process: very long-chain fatty acid biosynthetic process; fatty acid elongation, monounsaturated fatty acid; sphingolipid biosynthetic process. The coding region runs from base 88 to 999 and encodes 303 amino acids. The transcript is spliced from 4 exons. The record is from RefSeq and is a predicted model, not a curated record. Gene Ontology annotation, cellular component: endoplasmic reticulum membrane. Lineage: Eukaryota; Fungi; Mucoromycota; Mucoromycetes; Mucorales; Rhizopodaceae. Gene Ontology annotation, molecular function: fatty acid elongase activity.